AUGGCCGACGAGCAAAAAGUCGACAUCUUCAUCUCCGGAGCCGGCCCCGUCGGCCUCCUCCUCACCUACCAACUCCUCCGCCUCAACCUCACCACCCACCUCGUCGACGCCGCCGACAAAGCAUCCCCCGCCUUCCCCAUGCUCGGCCGCGCCAGCACGCUCUACCCCCGCACCCUCGAAUUGCUGGACCAACUGGAUCUCUACGACGACCUGGCGCAAGUCGGGCUGGUCGCUCGCCGCGCCGUGACUUUCAAGGAAGGCAAGCGCGUCCAUGGGCGCGGGUGGACGCAGUUUGAGAAUUUCACCGAUACGUAUUUUGAUUUCUCGUUGAAUGUUCGGUUGAAGUAUAGUGAGGAUAUUUUUCGGAGGCGGAUUGGGGAGUUGGGGGGCGAGGUGCAUGCGCCGGUGAGGUUGGUAGGGUUGGAGCUGGAUGAGGAUGCCAAGGACGAUUAUAAGGUGACUGCCACUUGCUCGACGUUGGAUGGUAAGACGUAUCGGGUUAAGGCAAAGUACAUUGUUGGUUGUGAUGGUGGUAGCAGCGCGGUGCGCAAACUCGCAGGCAUCCCCUUCGAAGGCGAAGAUAAGGAAGACCAUUGGGUGCGCAUCGAUGGGAAGGUGAAGACGAACAUGCCAGACUCCAGGGUCGGCUUCGGUGCGCUCGAAUCCAAGACCCACGGUAACGUCCUGUUCGUGGCGCUUGACCAUGGUGCAACACGGAUCGGCUAUGUCCUCAGUCCGGAGAUGUACGAACGGUACGGCCGGAAGAUGUCGAAGGAGGAUGCGAUCAGGGAGGCCAAAGCGGCGGUUGCGCCAUUUGAGCUUGAGUUCGAGACGGUGGAAUGGCACACCGUGUAUGGCGUGAAGCAGCACGUAGCAGCAAGGCUGCAGGACCGCGAGAGGAUCUUUCUGGCUGGUGAUGCUGCUCACACUCACUCAUCAGGCUCAGCCCAAGGAAUGAACACAGGAACCCACGACGCCGUAAGCCUAGGCUGGCGACUCGCCGGCGUGCUCAACGGAUGGUACACCCCAGAGGUCCUAGCCACAUACACCACCGAGCGCAAAGCGACCGCGGAGCAACUGAUCGAGAACGACCGCACAAUCUCCGCGCUCAUCUCUCAGCAUAAACCGGGCAAGUACAAGGACCGCGAGGAGGACACUAACACGCUGCUAGUGGAGUUUAUGCAAAGUGUUGGUGGGUUUAGCAGUGGUCUCGGCAUCGAAUAUGCAGCCAACAUCCUUAACAACGUCGAGGGCUCAUCUCCGCCGUGGCUCAAACCUGGACAACGCUUUCCGGACGUAUCCUUGCAGAAGAACGGCCUCCCACGCCACCCUGUCCGCUUCUACGACGUAUGCAAGAACGAAGGGAAGUUUCAUGUGGUUGUCUUCACCGGCGAUGUGCACAGCACUGGCGCCAGCUUGAAGUCACUGCGUGGCCACGUGGAUAAAUUGACGCCGCAGUUCGCGCAUGCCGUCGACUUCAGAACUGUGGUGAUGGGUCAGGGGAUACCGUUGGCGUUCGAAGAGUACCUGGGCGUCAAGCAGUUCGGCGAUGCGUACUGGGAUAUGGACCAUUCAGCGCACACCCGGUACAAGGUAUCUCCCGAUGCUGGUGAGAUCGUAGUAUUGCGACCAGAUGGUAUCCUUGGAUUUGUCGCCGAGCUGGACGGCUUCGAGCUAGUGGCGGAGUACUUGGGCCGACUGAUCGUGCCCCGGCGCGCCGAAAUGAAUGGGACAAACGGCGUCAACUACCAAGUUGGCGAGCAUGUCGGGUUAGAUGAGAACAAUCUCUACUACCAGCAGGCGCAGGAGCAGGCGGAGCAGCAGGGUCUCCCGGAGAGUACUGAGUCCGGCGCCAUAGCUGUGCACUGA
This is a messenger RNA of Saxophila tyrrhenica, 1869 nucleotides long. RefSeq lists its product as uncharacterized. The transcript has 3 exons. The record is from RefSeq and is a predicted model, not a curated record. Lineage: Eukaryota; Fungi; Ascomycota; Dothideomycetes; Mycosphaerellales; Extremaceae. The coding region runs from base 1 to 1869 and encodes 622 amino acids. Gene Ontology annotation, molecular function: oxidoreductase activity; FAD binding.